Didymodactylos carnosus is the source of this 1987-nucleotide messenger RNA. The record is from the annotation of a GenBank genome assembly. NCBI's taxonomy places the organism in Eukaryota, Metazoa, Rotifera, Eurotatoria, Philodinida, Philodinidae.
UAGUAUUUAUAAUGGUGAACUAUACGAUAGUCGAAAUGAUCGUCCUAACUGGGCUCGAGCAGGAUUUAAUGAUUCUUUAUCAGCUUGGAUUAUGCCUGAAUCAAUGCCAUCACCACUUAACAGUUCGCGCAAUGGUUCGCUUGUUGUCCAGGACAUGUUACCAGUUCGAGCUGGAUCUGAUGCAUUACAUUUUGAAGUUAUGACAGAUAAUCAACAACAAGGUUACUUGAAUCCUAAAGAUAUAGAUGAAAUCAAAGGUGCUAAAUUAACCGAUGGUGGAAUACUCAAACCUGUAGAUAUGUGGACAUCGGAUUCAGGUGUUGGCACAUUUGAUCUAGGUCAAAAUAUAGCAGGUUGGUGUCGAUUGAGAUUUCGUGGUCCACGUGGUUUUGGCGUCUCCAUUCGUUAUGGUGAAGCAUUAACCCAACCAGUUGUAUCUACUAAUUUCACUGUUCAUGGUUUUCGUUAUCUGUCUAUUUUUGCUCCACCGAAUGAGUUGACACCCGAUGACGUCGAAUGUCCAUUUGUACAUAGUGAAACAACGUUGAAAGGUCAUUUUGCUACGAGCAAUCAAAUCGUCAAUCAAAUUCAACAUAAUAUCCUUUGGACUCAGUUGAGUAAUCUCAUGUCUCUUUCCUCUUCACUCUUUUGUAGUGCACAACGUGAUGAACGUCGAGGAUGGAUGGGUGAUGCAGCAUUAACAGUUAAUGAAGCAUUGUACAAUUUCGAUUUAAUUAAAUUCUAUCAUAACUAUCUCAAUAUGAUCGUUGAUGAUCAACUAGCUAAUGGUGAAUUACCCGAUUUUUUGCCGGUUGGUAAUAAUCCAUCUAAAUCAAAUUGGGGUAGCAAUUAUCCAGCUGAUCCAAAUUGGGGUUCCGCAUUGCCAACAAUAACUUGGCAGGUUUAUCGACACUAUAGUGAUGUUCAAACACUGAAAGAUCAUUAUGAUCAUAUUGUUGCAUAUGUGAAAUAUCUUCAAGGUAUUUACAAUACAACAGGUCUUGCUAAUUUUACUGUCCGAUUUGGUGAUUGGGUUCCACCACCACCAGAGCCUAUGACAAAUGGAAGUUUAAUUGGAUCAUUUGGUUUUCUUCAUGAUGUCAACCUUUUAAUUAAUAUGUCUGAAGUACUUGGUAAAAAAGAAGAUACUGAUACUUAUUCAGCAUUAUAUCAAAAACUUGCUGGGGAAUUUCAUCAAGUUUUUUAUAAUACUUCGUGGAACUUUUAUGCGGAUGGAAUGCAAGCAGCACAGGUGUUAGCUUUAGCAUUACCCGAUGUUGUACCGGCAAAUGUUCGAGGUGCCGUUAUCAAUCAACUCGUUGCUGAUAUCAACCAAAAAGGCAAUCAUGUGACAACAGGUAUCGUGUCGACAGCUCAGAUUUACCCAAUCCUUUCUGACAAUGGACAUCAUGAUUUGGCACUUGAAUUGAUAUCAUCAACAACUUAUCCAUCCUAUGGUUAUAUGUUCAACAAUCCUUACGAAAAUGCUACUACUACAUGGGAACUAUGGAAUACACCGCUGACAGGACCUUCUAUGAACUCUCGUAAUCAAGCUAUGUAUAGUAGUGUUGGUGCAUGGUUUUAUUCCCAUUUAGCUGGUAUUGAUCUUUCAUCAAACAUGAUUACUAUUCGACCUCGAAUGACUUCUGAGACCAAAAAACAUCUUAUGCCAAAAUUAGACUGCCAAUUGAGCACAUUAUAUGGUCUCGUUCAUGUUUCCUAUACGCGAGAUGAACGUGAUACUGUUUCCAAUUCAAUUUUACUUCGUGUUACUAUACCACCAAAUGCACAAGCUCGUGUUAUGUUUGAACCAUUAUUUGUUGGUGGACAAUGUAAAGUAUUGAUUGAAGGUAAUAAAGUUAUUUGGUCAUCGGAUGUCGAUACUAUGAAUGAUCAAAGAUUUGGUAUUGAAAAGGAUUCAGCAACGCGUUUGAUGACAGUACAUGUAGGCUCAGGUCAUUAUGAAUUUCAAGCAUUAUGGCAAUGA